Messenger RNA from Penicillium cinerascens, 1782 nucleotides. RefSeq names its product DUF4246 domain-containing protein. NCBI's taxonomy places the organism in Eukaryota, Fungi, Ascomycota, Eurotiomycetes, Eurotiales, Aspergillaceae. The record is from RefSeq and is a predicted model, not a curated record. The coding region runs from base 1 to 1782 and encodes 593 amino acids. The transcript is spliced from 5 exons.
AUGGAUUUCCCACAGGAAUUGCGAGUUGACCUACCUGAAUUCACUCUCCCGUUGACCUAUGCCGAACAUGGCAAAUACUCUCUUUUCCCCAAUGCACUCGAUUAUAACGAAGUCAAUGAUGAAGGCUUCCUCUAUACCCUUCGAGAGAUUCUGAUGAUGCGGGUGAUGAACACCAUCACCGAUAAACCGCACUGGGAUCAAAAGGUGUUUGAUGAAAAAGUCACUGAUAAAUGGCGACAAGAGAUCUCCGAAAGCGGACAGGAUGUGACCAAAGCUAUGAUGGAUUGGAUCAUCAAAGAGCUACAAUGGAAAGCCGAGAGUCUCAAGAAAGAUGGUAUCGUCGGGGUCUUUGACAACGGUGUUGUCAAAUCAGACAAUGCAAUCCCGAAGGACCUCAAACAGCAGCUCAAGGAGGCGGUGGCGCCUUUUGAAGAGGUCCCGGAUGACCAAAAGGACUAUCAUCCUGGCUCGGAUAACAAGGUUCUUGAUCUUGUGCACCAAUCGCUUUUCCCCGUCGUAUACGGACGCACCCAUAUCCUCAGAGACAAACUCAUCGGUCUGGAUGAUUGUCUGAAUAGUGUUGGCCAGGGAGAAGUACUUCAAGUGCGUCCAAAACGCGAGGCGUCGCCUCGAAGUUGGCGAGGAUAUCCUUCCCAUGAGGCGAUCAGCCGGAGAUUCCAAUGGCUUCCAUGCGACGUGAGAUUUUCGGAAAGUGAGCCCGGAUGUCGUAUAACUUCAUACAUGAACAAUGUCCACCCGGUUGACCACAGGGCUCUGUAUGGAAUAAUCGAGAAAAUCAUUGCGCGAGCCAUUCCACUUUGGAACAAAACCCUGACACCAGUUUCCCCAUGGGGAGAAAGAAUCCAAUAUGGAGACGACGUCAAAUAUGUCGAUGGCACUGAGGCGACGGAGCCGACUCAAGGAGAAGAUGAGGACGAGCAAGAUUACUGGGAUCGUUGCGAGGCAUGGGCAGCAGCUCGGCCGAUCGAACUUCCAGAGCCAAAUGUGGACUGGUUCAAGCCUCCGAACCAGGUUCGACCCGAUAUGUGUGUUAAUCUUCGCGAGGAGUACAAGGACAGUGGCCUCCAGGUCAUUGUGAAGUUGGCCAACAUUGAGCUCAGUCCCGAAAACCCCGAAUACGACGGAGGUAGCUGGCACAUCGAGGGACAACUUAAUGAACGCAUCUGCGCUACGGCCAUCUACUACUAUGACAGCGAAAACAUCACACAGAGCACACUUUGCUUCCGCCACCGCGCAGGAAAAGACCUCGCCCAAGAGUUUGGCUACGAACAAAACCGGCACGAAUUCCUUCAGCAGGUCUACGGGUUCCCCGGCUCAGGAAUUUACUUCGAAGACCACGUUGACGGCAUGACGCAGGAUCUUGGAGGCGUCGUGUGUCGCGAGGACCGCCUGCUCACAUUUCCUAAUAUUCUUCAGCACCGCGUGUCUCCGUUCUCACUGGCGGAUCGAUCGAAGCCUGGUCAUCGCAAGAUUCUUGCGUUGUUCCUUAUUGAUCCGCAUGUGAGAAUCAUCUCGUCUGCCAAUGUGCCGCCGCAGCAAGCGGAUUGGAGUAAGGGACGGAAGAAUCUUAUUGAUGAAUUGCUCGGUACGCGACUGCCCGUGGAAUUGCGGGAAAUGGUACGUAAAGAUUUGCCAAAGUCGGUUAUGACCCUGGACGAGGCGAAGGAAUAUAGGCUGGAGUUGAUGGAGGAGAGGAGUAUCCAGACUCGGGAACAGAAUGAGGGAUUCAUAAGUGGGGAGUUUUCACUCUGUGAGCAUUAG